Messenger RNA from Limulus polyphemus (Atlantic horseshoe crab), 2767 nucleotides. RefSeq lists its product as uncharacterized. The coding region runs from base 162 to 2165 and encodes 667 amino acids. The transcript is spliced from 16 exons. NCBI's taxonomy places the organism in Eukaryota, Metazoa, Arthropoda, Merostomata, Xiphosura, Limulidae. The record is from RefSeq and is a predicted model, not a curated record.
GAUAUUUCCAUUUUAUUUUUUAGGUAUAUUUCGACAACCUAUUGCAGUUAGUACGUUUUGACACGUGGGGUGAUAACGGACACGAGGUGGAAAUACAAGAUUUCAACACAGGUAUCUCCUACAAGAUUAAUAAGGACGAGAGUUGUACCCGUGGGGCCAUCAUGAACUCCCCAGCCGAGAAGUUUGGAUUAGGUUUCUUGGGAAGCCUAAAGAAUAGCACCGAGUUCUUAUCUCUGGACAGAGAUUACUACCACAUUGGCUACAACUUCGUACGAGGAAUAAGAUGUAACGUAUGGGAGAAUGUGAGAACCAAUGUAACUAUAGGAGGGAAAACUUACAGGAAAGUAGUCCUCACCUACUAUUUCAUGACGCAAUGGUGGAAAUCAUUUGUAAGUGGUGUUCCCGAGAACGAAAAACCGGUUCGUUACCAGAUAACAGGCUACGAAAAAGACGAUGCCGAACCGACGCUAAAAGAACAGUACAACAUGUUUGCUUUCCGAGAUGCUGGCAUUGACUUGAAAAUGUUUGAGAAAUUCAGCAUUGAGGACUGUGAGUUCAAAGAUGAAACGGAAUAUUUCCAAAUCCUUUUUGAAGUGGACAGGAAUAAAGUCGCCAUUGCCCGGAUGAACGACCAACUAUUUCGAACUUAUUUGUUGAUCCUCCUAGCGGCGAACAUGGGCGUAUCACCGAUUAGGCUUCCCUUUUUAAGAGCUGACUAUUCUGACUCGUCAAUUUUAGUGAGUGUCUUACUCCUGGAGAAACCACCAUCACUAACUGGAUUCUCCCUGCUUAAUGUUGAUGACUUCCGUAUACCUAGGAAGACCGAGAAAAACGCGGGAAGAGUAGAGAACAUAGACGAAUGUGCAGCGAAGUGUCUUCAGGAAAAAUCUCCUUUGUGCAAAUCGAUCCACUAUUGCGAUCAUCAAUGUUUCCUCAACCCCAAAGACAUCUCUGAAGAGUGGGGAGAUCCAGUUGGAAAUUACAAAAACUGUGAUUUCUAUAUACGGGCUGUCUCUAAUGCCGCAGUUUUCCAGGUGAAAAACGAGGAAGCACUGAAAAGUCUAGAGACGUCUGUUAAUAAAAGUUUUACAGUAAGAAUUAUGCCACCCAAAUCCGAUAAUCCGGUAGAUUAUCAAGCAACUUCUGUUAUUAGGAACUCCGGUUAUUAUCGUUUCAAAGACGAAACUUAUGAUACUGUAGCUGAAGAAUACCAGUUGGACAAAUACUCUCAAACCACGAGAGAUUUGGGGAACGUGGGAACUAGAGGCGACUGCUACAAGAGAUGUCGAGAAGCGACGUCACUGGCCUGCAGUAGCUUUUCCUUCUGUACUACGGCCAAAGACAGAACUUGUCGAAUCUCGUCUGUCCUGAUCAGGAAAAAUAACGAAAAGGAUAAAGAAGAACUUGAAGCAAACAGCCAUUGUGAAGUUUAUACAAGAAACUAUCUAAUGUUUUACGACAAGUACGAAGGAAAAGUCUUUCUCACUGGCGGAGACAAGUCUGUUGACGGAACGCGUUCUCCCGCGGAAUGUGCCAAGAAAUGCCGAUCUGAGACCGAGUUUAGAUGCCGGGGGUUUGAAUACUGUGAAGAUAAAAAUAGUUGUGUCCUUCAUAAAAAACACGUGUUGGAUAUUAAUCCAUCAAAUAUGGUGACGGCCAAGGCGACUUGUUCCCAUUAUGCUGCAAAAUUCAUAGCCGACUACCUAGACAUGGGCCGCACCCUCAUAGACGAUAAAGACAGUAAGGUGUUUUCAUCACUGACACUCGAGGAAUGUGCACGUAUGUGUUCUGAACAGCCCGAAUUGAACUGCAAGUCUUUUAAUUACUGUCCUUCCGAGUCGGAGAAGGACGCCACCUAUGCUGAAUGCUCUCUCUCUUCGAAAACUUUGGCAAGCCCUGGAGUUAAGACUAAAGACUCUGUUAAAUGCCAGCACUUUGCUAUGAGGGAUGCUGUGAAUGAUUGGGGCUCCAUCAAAAGAAAUCAAAACGACGACAAAUCAACUACUUCGGGUUACACUGGAGGAGGACUAGCCGCCCUAUUAAUCGGGAUGCUGCUCCUAGGGGUUGUUUUCGGAAUAUGUGCAUUUUUCACAUACUCGUGUUAUAAGAGUCGAAAGAAUCAAGGGACUGGCAUGUCUGUGAAAUUUGUGAAUAGCGGGUCUUAGAUGCGACAUCUUUUUUUUUUUUUUAAUUAUUUGUUUAUUAAACUGACAUCUACAAAAACCUUUAAUUUUCGCUUCGAAAAGUUACCAGAAAUACUGUAAAAAAUUAAAAAAAAGAUAAAAACAAAUUAAAACAUUUCGUUUGGUAAGUAACUACUUCGUAGGAAAAUGUUAUUGUGUUUGGCUACGUACAUGUUGCCUGCAAAUGUUGCCUGAUAGAAAAACACUCGAAAUAUAAACGUUUUUUUGUUUUGUUUUUUCACAAAUGUUGUUAACAGUUAUGUAAACGAUGGAAGACACUUAAAGAACACUUCCAAAGCACUCUUCAGAGCAACACUUGUCUCUUGUCACUACACCAAUAUUUUAUACGUAAAGAUAAUGUAUUUCAACUGACUUAUAGAGGUAAUUAAUUCUGUUUAAGAGAGAUUGGAACCAAAUAUGUUUUGUUAAAGAACACUUAAAGAACACUUCCAAAGCACUCUUCAGAGCAACACUUGUCUCUUGUCACUACACCAAUAUCUUAUACGUAAAGAUAAUGUAUUUCAACUGACUUAUAGAGGUAAUUAAUUCUGUUUAAGAGAGAUUGGAACCAAAUAUGUUUUGUU